Messenger RNA from Poeciliopsis prolifica (blackstripe livebearer), 633 nucleotides. Its product is annotated as PGC-1 and ERR-induced regulator in muscle protein 1-like. The record is from RefSeq and is a predicted model, not a curated record. The coding region runs from base 1 to 633 and encodes 210 amino acids. NCBI's taxonomy places the organism in Eukaryota, Metazoa, Chordata, Actinopteri, Cyprinodontiformes, Poeciliidae. The transcript is spliced from 2 exons.
AUGCAGGCUCAGCCCGUAGCUCAGCCCGCAGCCUCAGCCCCCCUCAACCCGCAGCCUCAACCCGCAGCCUCAACCCGCAGCCUCAACCCGCAGCCUCAGCCCGCAGCCUCAACCCGCAGCCUCAACCCGCAGCCUCAGCCCGCAUCCUCAGCCCGCAGCCUCAACCCGCAGGCUCAACCCGCAGCCUCAACCCGCAGCCUCAGCCCGCAGCCUCAACCCGCAGCCUCAACCCGCAGGCUCAACCCUAACCCUCAGCCCGCAGCCUCAGCCCGCAGCCUCAACCCCGCAGCCUCAACCCGCAGCCUCAACCCGCAGCCUCAACCCGCAGCCUCAGCCCGCAGCCUCAACCCGCUCAGCCCGCAGCCUCAACCCGCAGCCUCAGCCCGCAGCCUCAACCCGCAGCCCAGCCCGCAGCCUCAACCCGCAGCCUCAGCCCGCAGCCUCAACCCGCAGCCUCAGCCCGCAGCCUCAGCCCGCAGCCUCAACCCGCAGCCUCAACCCGCAGCCUCAACCCGCAGCCUCAACCCGCAGCCUCAGCCUGCAGCCUCAGCCCACAGCAACGCUGAGGUCGGCUUGGUCCGCAUGCGACGCCUUUUCAUCAACUCAGCUGGAAACAUUUGUGCUAAAACAUGA